Colletotrichum spaethianum is the source of this 1155-nucleotide messenger RNA. RefSeq lists its product as uncharacterized. NCBI's taxonomy places the organism in Eukaryota, Fungi, Ascomycota, Sordariomycetes, Glomerellales, Glomerellaceae. The transcript has 4 exons. Gene Ontology annotation, biological process: polyketide metabolic process. The coding region runs from base 1 to 1155 and encodes 384 amino acids. The record is from RefSeq and is a predicted model, not a curated record.
AUGGCUGCCGUUACGGUUCAACGUCCUCUGUCGCGAAGAGGCCACGGCCCGGGCCUUCUUAUCUUGGUAGAGCAGGGCAUCGACUUGUCCAAGCACGACAAGAUCAUGGAUCCUCCUCCAGCUCAGAAAUGGGCCGAAGAAGGCUACGCUGUUGCGCAAGUUAUUGUCACGCCUGGGGACGGCGACGUUACGGAGCGUGUCUCCUCGGCGAUCCAGAGUCUGAAAGAGCUGGACAGUUGCGAUGACAAGGAGAAGUUCGGCGUGAUUGCACAUCUCACUGCCUCUUCUCAGCAGGUCGCGGACGCUUUGGCAAAUCAUUCCGAGAUCAAGGCCGCAGUCUUCUUCAACUUUGGCCAGGCGCUCGCGAUUCCCACCUUGUCUCACCUCCCUGGAACCCAAGCCGAAGCGCCGAAGGCAGUCUCUACCGCGAAGACGUACUCGUAUCCUGCUGCCCGUGAUUUCUUCGUUGUACCCAGCCACCCAAACUUCAACGCCAAUGCUGCCGGGCUCGCGCACACCCGCACGUUGACGUUCCUAAAACCGAUCCUCGGCGGGCCCUACUUCGACCUCGAAGCCGUCUGGGAGGAGCACACCCUCUUCGAGUUUGGCGAGCGCAAUGUUGAAAAGACCAUGGCCACCAUGGUCGAGCAGCCUUAUGUCAAUCAUAUUCCCACGCUUACUGGCGGCGUGGGUCGAGGGCGUUUGACAAGCUUUUACAGAGACCACUUCAUAUUCAAUAACCCUGAUGAUACCGAGCUCGAGCUGGUCAGCCGUACGGUAGGGAUCGAUCGAGUUAUUGACGAGUUCGUCUUCAAAUGCACUCACGACAAAGCCAUUGAUUGGCUACUCCCUGGCGUGCCACCUACUGGAAAGCAUCUUUCAAUCCCAUUCACGAGCGUCGUGAAUGUGCGGGGAGAUCAUCUCCACCACGAGCACAUCGCUUGGGACCAGGCAACCGCGUUGCGCCAGCUGGGUUUGCUGCCGGAGUACCUCCCCUUCCCCUACCAAAUCAAUGGCAGCGGUCCGGCGAAUGGCAAGAAAUUCGAGUUCAGACUGCCUGUGGCCGGCGUUGAAUCCGCCCAUAAGCUGGUAGACGAAAGUGCAGUCGAGUCGAAUGCCAUGUUUGAGUACAAAACUAGAGAGGUGGAUGCCUAG